Molecule: messenger RNA, 3212 nt
Organism: Misgurnus anguillicaudatus (oriental weatherfish)
Lineage: Eukaryota; Metazoa; Chordata; Actinopteri; Cypriniformes; Cobitidae
Gene: apbb2a
Product: amyloid beta (A4) precursor protein-binding, family B, member 2a
Biological process (GO): regulation of DNA-templated transcription
Cellular component (GO): cytoplasm; nucleus
Molecular function (GO): amyloid-beta binding; transcription factor binding
Source: RefSeq, a predicted model, not a curated record
CGCAGAGCGGUGCAGAGAGAUCUCAGUGCUUUAAAAGCGGGCGUCACCUGCGGCUCUGCAUCAUCAGCAUCUUCAGUCCAAGAGAGAGAAAGAUUGAGAGAAAGAGAGAGAGAGAGAGACGCGCUGAUGCUGUUGCAGCUGAUUAUCAUAUGCAAUGAUGUCACUGCAAAAACCUCCCCUGAGACGCAGCGCAUCUUCCAUAGAAUCAACCAAUCACAACAGUUCUUUGUUGACCGCUCCCACCUCCCUCAAUUUACGCUCGUCGCACAACCAGCAGCUAAACUGUGACACAAUAAAGGAAGGCGUGGUUGCGGUAUGCAAGGAAACGCAAAGUUCAGUGGCCCCUCCAAAGAGUCGUCAAAAAUAUGCUCUUACGAAUAUGCAUAACGCCAUGGGUCUGAGCCAAAACCCCGCCCCUUCAACCCAAAGCCACGGCAGAUCUGCCCCAACCAAAUCCGCCUCUUCUUCGUCUCUCUAUUGCUCAUCUGCGAUUUCUCUCUCAUUUUCAACAUCCAAUCCCAAACUGGCCAAAAACGGAACCAACCUUCAACUCAAAGAAGAACAGCUGGACCUCAACAAAAACAAGAACCACAACGAUGUCAUGUGCAGGAGCAGCUGUGAUUGGCUGGAAGGAAAAGACAACCAGAAGAACCCUGCAUUUAGAAGAAGAACCAAGAGUUUUCUAGAAUACCAUCGAGUGGAGGAAGUAUCCAGCAGCCCAGAGAAAGACCUAAAUACGCAGGAGGAGAAGCACAUCCUCUCUAACAUGGAGGUGCAGACCUGGGCCAAAGAGAACCACGUGGAGGCCCACCUCACCCUCCCGCAGAACCACCUGCUCUUGCUGGCCAGUGAGGAAGAGCAGAGCCUCAAACCGGUGGAUGUUUACGAGCACACGCUUCACCCAAACAAUGAGCGGGCGAGCCACGGGCCGGCAGAUAAAGGAGGUUCUCCGGACAGAGUCAGACUGCAAGUCCAAAUGAAUCCGCCGUACAUGUUUCAUCUGGGGCUGAGAGGUGAAGAGACUGAUGCCUCAGCUGGACGACGUGCACAACCUGAAAAACAGGUGGAGGAAGAGGAGGAAGAGGAAGAUUCUAGCUGGACAACACUCUCGCAGGAGACUCCAUCUGUUGAAACCCCUCAGGAGACCUCAGGCCUUUGGGAAGAACGUCUACAUGUGGAGGAUGCGUCGCAGGAGUAUUUUUGGCAAGACUCUGCACAAAGAAACACUUCCACAGCCUGUGACACCCAUGCUGAACUUAAGAUUGAGCCUGUUUUACAAAUGGAUCGGGAGGUGAAGGAGGUCUGCCUAUCUUUGCCCCCCUCUAAAGCUCAAAGUGAGAGGCCCAGCAGUAUAGUGUCAGACAGUUCUGUAGAGCCUGUUCCCUCACCAGCAGCUUCCUCACUCUCUUCUUCCUCACUGUGUUAUGAAACGAUGGGACGAGCUGCCUCGUUCCUUAACAACAACUAUCUGAACCUAACAGAGACAUCUGAGCCCAGAGAGAGAGAGGAUCAAAGAGAGAAAGAGAGAGAAGGGACGAGAGAGAUCGAGCGAGAGAGACAACAAAACAGGGAGUGUUUGGGAGCACAUGGUGGACCAUACAGCUUCAUUAACCACAGAGCCCAAGUUUCCACCGGCCCAGCAGACACGGUCAUACCCAUCAAUGACAUGGACACACAGGUGUUCUGGGUACAUUAUCUGGGCUGGUUGGAGGUCCGAGAUGUUGAGGUGAUGUCCAGAAAGAGCAGCGCUGUGAUCAAUGACUGUAUCCAGCAGCUGCAGCGGGAACACGAGCAGACCGGAGAUAAAGCUGAGGGUGAAGCGAUGCUGUUGGUUCUGCAGGACGUCACUCUUACUCUGAUGGACCCUAUUGAUCACACCCUCCUUCACUCUCUGCCAAUCAGCUGCAUGCAUGUGUGGGGAGUGGGGCGGGGCCUCAGCAGGGACUUUGCAUAUGUGGCCCGAGACAAGAACACACUUGUAUUAAAAUGUCACGUUUUUCAAUGUGAUGGUCCUGCACAAUCCAUCGCCAGCAGUCUGACACAGAUCUGUUCAAAGAUUAUGGCUGAGAGGAGGAGUUUGGAUUCUGCAGCUGGAUCUAAAUCUCAGAUGAGUUCUGAGGUUCCUUUGAGAGUAGAGUUUCCAACACCAAAGACAGACCUACAGCAGAGCUUUCAUGUGUUGUACCUGGGGACGACCUCAGUCCUGAGACCUAUAGGCAUGGACAUGAUCAACGGGGCGAUCGAGAGUCUGAUGUCCAGUGCAGGGAAAGAGGACUGGACUCCCGUCCUGCUAAACGUCGCCGAUGCCACCGUUACUGUCUUCAAAGAGAAGGAGGAGGAAGAAGAGGUUUUAGUGGAGUGCCGUGUGCGCUUUCUCUCCUUCAUGGGUGUUGGCCGUGAUGUCCACACAUUUGGGUUUAUCAUGGAUACUGGAAACCAGCACUUCCUGUGUCACGUGUUCUGGUGUGAACCCAACGCUGGAAGUGUGUCAGAGGCCGUGCAGUCGGCUUGCGUGUUAAGAUAUCAAAAGUGUCUGGGAAAGAGAAGCUCUUCGUCUCCGCCCCCCGUCGACUCCAUAACACGCCGCGUGACGUCCAGCGUGAAGCGAGGUGUCCAAUCAAUUAUAGACACUCUGAAAAAGAAACCCGCCCCUGAGGUUCCCCACCAAUGACAGAACAAAGACGCCUUGAUGGACACCUGGGGAUGUGGGUGGGAUGUAUGCAGCAGCAGCCAAGCGGAGAAAAAUACAAGCCAACGAAAAUAAAUAAAUAAAUAAAUAAUGCGAGCAUCGACCCGCCGAGAGUCGAGCGAGAUGUCAAAGCGCUUAAUGAGACUCAUUUCACCCUUGAGCUUUGAUCUCAAUCAUGUCAGAUGCUAAAGAAAGCAUGUCUGCCGUACACGAUCGUUCACAUUAUCGUCACAGUUUUUGGAGGGUGUGAGAGUGAAAUCGGGUGUGCCACACCGUUCCUCCUGUAAUCGUCAUCCAACAUUGGGUCAGAACUGUGCUAUAGUGUUUCAUUUCAAAGCAUUGUUCAUUCAAACACCAUGGGAAUUUAGAUCCUUUGAAGUUAUUUUCCCUACCCCAAGAAAUUGAGUGGAAAUUUUCCGCGGUUGAGAAAAGAUUUGUGUACCAUGUCAGGUUUUGUUGAAACCCGACCGAUGAUGAAUCUGUGCAUCUGUGACUUGAUGAUACAGUAUUUAUAUUAUCAUAA